Molecule: messenger RNA, 528 nt
Organism: Rotaria sp. Silwood2
Lineage: Eukaryota; Metazoa; Rotifera; Eurotatoria; Philodinida; Philodinidae
Source: the annotation of a GenBank genome assembly
AUGACGCAGAAAACAACAACAACAACAACAUCCAAAGAAGGCUCUCCAGAGAUUGAUUGUUAUUAUAUGAAUGAAGAAGAGAACCACAACGAUAGUGAUUCUACAGAAGAAUCAUCUGAAGAUGAAGAAGAUGAUGAUGGUAAAUUAUUUCUCAUCGACUAUACAACAACAACGCUCGACAAUCUUCCUCAAUCAGCUAAACACAUUCUGCAAACAAUCGAACAUUGUAUGAAAUUCUUUGCGAAACGUGCUUAUCAACUGUUAAAUUCAAUGUUUCAAAUUGAUGAUAUUCAUGUGAUGGGUGCAUUUCUGCAUCCAAAUUAUAAAACUUCGAGAUCAGCAACGUCCACACAAAUCGAUGAUUGUCAUCAAGCUUGUCGCAUGGUUAUAACGACAAAUGCGGAACACGAUAUUACGGAAGAAUGUAUUGAAGAACUACUAUCGAAGAAACCAAAGAUUCUUUUUGAAUCUUUAAUGGAUCAUAAUCGAAUAACCAAGAAAAAAAAACGUCAAAGCUGCGAAAGAUGA